Molecule: messenger RNA, 2751 nt
Organism: Pieris macdunnoughi
Lineage: Eukaryota; Metazoa; Arthropoda; Insecta; Lepidoptera; Pieridae
Source: the annotation of a GenBank genome assembly
AUGGGGAUGUUGUCUAUUCGAUUGAAGCGAAAUUUUUUGGGCUUAUUGAAAUUUUUAAACAGUAUGAAUUGGUUUAUUAUCUUUUUUAGUUUAAUUAAUUUGUCAAUGUGUAUUUAUGAAGACCAAAUUGGAAAAUUUGAUUGGCGGCAGACGUACGUAGGUCGUAUAAAAUUUUCACAUUUCGAUACAGUAUCAACUGCAAAGAAAAUAAUAGUAGCCACUGAAGAAAAUGUACUAGCUGCCCUUAAUUUGAAGACAGGUCAGGUGGUGUGGCGUCAUGUAUUCGAAAAUGCUAGUCCUGGAGACAUUCAAUUAUUACAUUAUAGUGAUGGCGAAAAGGUGACCACAGUUACAGGAUCCAAUCCAUACCUAGUAAGAGGUUGGGAUCCUGCUACAGGUGUAUUACUAUGGGAGUGGCCAAUAUCUAUCAUAGAUAAUGAGAGAGCACAUUUAUCAGAAUGGUGGGUUCAAAAUGGUAUGCUUGUACACUUGCUACCAGCAUUUGGCUCACAUCUAGAGGUUACUAUGUAUAAUUUGAUGACUGGUGCCAACAGAGGAGUUACAUCAAAGUUACCAGCUGUUUGGACUAAUGAUGGGUGUAUACUAACUCCACCAUACUAUACUUGUAUAUCAGGUAGUAUGGGCAACUACAUGAUUUUAUCAUUAGAUGUUACAUCUAAUGCGGUACAAAUAAUUAGCAAACCACUAUCUAAUUACUUUGGUGAAAAAGAAGUAAUUGAAGGUAAUCUACGCUCACUAGAUGGAAAAAAUGUGCUACCUGGGUUUAUUAUUGACGAUAAAAAAGUAUUAUUGAUUAAGAAUAAUGAAUUUGAGCAAUUAUAUAUAAAGUUAGCAGAAGACAGCACUGUAACACUUGUAGAUGCAAUGAAUGAGCUGACUUUGAUACAAGCUUCAAGCGACGAACACAAGGGCUUUGCAUUGUCAGCAUACAAUAUAGCAACUGGCAAGGAGAUAAUGGAUCUACGUAUAACUGAACCAUCACUUCAUAUUCCUGAACCCGAAAUACUAGAAAUAGUUUGUAUAAAUACAGCAAGGGAACAGCCGGCUUGCAGGAUACUUAUAAAUGGAGCUGAUGAUGCACUACAUCUUAUGCAGCAAGGAGGCCGCAUAAUUUGGUCCCGGGAGGAAGCACUGGCUAACAUAGUGGCUGUUGAAUUUGUUGAUCUACCCGUAUCAGAAACCGAUGCUGCACUGGAGUCGGAAUUUGAUCAAAAAGAAGGUUCAGUAUGGGCAGCAUUCGUUCGUCGUCUAUACACGCAGUACCAGCAGUUGCAAACGCUGCUACAGAACUGGCAAGGCGAAGGCUUAGAGGCGGAUUCCCCGACGGCACUUGUUAGAGAUUACUUCAACUUGCAUAAGAUUAUUGUUCUCAUUACUGAUGUUGGAAAGAUAUACGGCAUGGACAAUCUAUCUGGUGAAAUACUCUGGCAUCGUUACGAUGGUAACCUAAACACGGAAUCCGUAGUGAUGUUUACGCGACGUACGGCGAGGCAUCCACCGCAUGACGCGUACAUCACUAUUAUUGGAAAACAUGAGGAAACAGGCAAUGGUUAUAUAAUUAGCCUAAACCCGAUCCGCGGUACAUUAGUGGGCGAAAGGGCGUUACAACUCGACGUGAGGUUGCAGCAAGUUGCCUUACUUCACGUCGCUGACUCGGAGAAACUUUACGCUCUUGUAUUGUUGGAUGAAGAUGAAACUGUACAGGUGUUCCCAGUCUCUGCAGCGCCGUUAGUUCGAGAUCUCUACAUGUACGUCGCUGACAGAGAUACAGGCAAAAUGCAGGGAUACACACUCAGAUAUAAUGGCAAGCAAGUUAUAGCCCAACGUACGUGGUCGUUGAACUUGGGCGGGACUGGUGCACGCAUAGUAACGAUCGCGGGCAAGAGUCGCAACGAACGCGUGCACUCGGCGGGCAAACCUUUGGCUGAUCGGAGUGUAUUGUAUAAGUACUCCAACCCUAAUCUAGUGCUUGUACUGUUGGAGAGGCCUGAUCCGAUACAUAAAGAUGUAGUAACAGCGGUAGCUGUAGAUGGGGCAUGUGGCGCAGUAGUAGCGGCGUCUACGCACCGACGGGCGCGUGCGUUGCCUCUCGCCGUACACGCGGACAACACGAUCGCUUAUUUAUAUAGAAGCGAUAAACAUCGACGAUUGGAGAUUGCGACAAUGGAAUUAUAUGAAGGCAAAGAGCGUUGGCUAUCAGCGGGCACGCAAUUUAGUUCGUUUGCCUGCGCGCGCGCACCGAGCGUAGAAAGACAAGCGUAUAUCUUACCAGGCGCCCUCACUGCGUUGGCUUUUACAACUACGGAACGAGCUAUUACGGAUACGCAUCUAUUACUCGCCCUGUCGACGGGAAAAAUACUGGAGCUUCCCUGGUCGUUUGUGGAGCCCCGUCGACCUCUAUCCCCUACUGGAGAGCAUCGGGAAGAGGGAUUGAUCCCCUAUGCACCCGAAGUGCCCCUGCCCUCUGAAGCCUCAUUGAACUAUAACCAGACAACUCACCGAGUCAGAGCUAUAUACGCAGCCCCAUCGGGGUUGGAGUCUACCAGUUUGGUGCUUGCAACUGGAUUAGAUAUAUUCUACACACGAGUGGCCCCUUCGAAGACAUUCGAUCUCCUCAAGGACGACUUUGACUAUCACCUAAUAACAAUAGUGUUGGGUGCGCUCAUAGUAGCAUCGUACAGUACUAAAUAUUUCGCCUCUAGGAAAAUGCUUAAACAGGCGUGGAAGUGA